Sabethes cyaneus is the source of this 5868-nucleotide messenger RNA. RefSeq lists its product as uncharacterized. The record is from RefSeq and is a predicted model, not a curated record. Gene Ontology annotation, molecular function: nucleic acid binding. Gene Ontology annotation, biological process: DNA integration. Bases 1 to 5868 code for a protein of 1955 amino acids. The transcript has a single exon. NCBI's taxonomy places the organism in Eukaryota, Metazoa, Arthropoda, Insecta, Diptera, Culicidae.
AUGAGUCAGUCGGAUCUAACCUCAAAUCACUCGGACGCUGACGAGAUGGAUUUUACGCUUACUCCGUGUGUGGCCUGUAAACAAACAUCUACUGAAAAUGAACCGAUGGUGGGAUGUGAUUCAUGUAAAGGAUGGUUCCAUUAUCGAUGUGUAGGUGUAACGGAGGCUGUUAAAACGGAAAAGCACUGGUUCUGUGCAGAUACGGUUUGUCAAGAGAUGGGGAAAAAGCUCCAAGAAAAGGGUAAAAAAGUGAAGAAAAACCCUAACCGUGCCACCGCGAAGUCGAGUACUGUUCCUACCCAGCACGAUAAAAUUAAAGCUAUGGAAGAGGAAUUUAAGCGGAAAAUGGACGAAUUGGAUUUGGAAAAGAUACUGAAGGAAAAGGAGAUGGAGUUGAAACUGGCUUUGCAAGAAAAAAGGUUGCAGAUGGAAAGAGAUUUGCGUGAAAAGGAGUUGUCCCAAGAAAAGCGUUUACUCGAACGAGCCAUGGAAGAAAAAGCUGAACAUCUGGAAAAGAUGAAGGUGAUGCAACAGUCGUACCAGGAGGUGAUGGCUGGAAUGGAUGAUGCCAUUAAACCGUUGAAGUUGCCCAGCCAACGUCCUAUAUUACACGGCGAAGAUCCGCAGGAAGGUACCUCCGCAGUAGAUCAUACUCCGUUACGUAAUCCUAGCGUGAUAGUCGGAAAAUUGCUUGAUAAGAAGGUAGAAUCGCGCCCAAAAAAACCAGCAGAGAAAAAGAAAACCUCUAAAGAUACGGCGGUUGCGGUGGAAAAUACUGACACUAGUGACGAAGAUGGAGACGAUAAUACUGACGACGAAGAAGUAUCAGAACCGGAAUCCAAUGGUGGCACUGUUUCGUACGGGCUGGGGCAGCAGCGUACUGGUCCCACUAGAAUGCAACUAACAGCGCGAAGCGGAGUGACGAAAAAAUUGCCUAUGUUCGCAGGAAAGGCGGAAGAUUGGCCAUUAUUCUAUGGUACGUUUCAAGCAUCGAACGAGGCAUGCGGUUUUACCGAUGUGGAAAACCUGGUAAGACUCCAGGAAUGUUUGAAAGGACCGGCACUCGAAAGUGUUCGAGGCCAGUUGAUUCUCCCAAAAUCUGUCCCGAAGGUGAUGAAAAAACUGCGCCAGUUGUACGGCCGUCCUGAACUUUUACUUCAAAGCCAUCUUGAACGAGUUAGAAAAUUGGAAUCGCCUAAACCUGAUAAGUUGGCAUCGUUUAUCCCGUUCGGAAACGCCGUAGAACAACUUUGCGAGCAUUUAGAGGCAGCGAACUUGCAGCAGCACCUGAUUAACCCGAUACUUAUUCAGGAUCUUGUUGAUAAGCUUCCAGCCAGUGAUAAACGUGAAUGGGUACGAUAUAAAAGGAAAAAGCAGGAAGUAACAUUAAGAACCUUCACUGAUUUUAUAGCACGAAUCGUGGACGAAGUUUGCGAGGCCAACGUGAGUAUAGAGCAGAAAGGUGAAUCGAAAUCCUCAAUGGGAACUAUCCGCGAAAAUAAACCAAGAACGAAGGAGAGAGGUGUGCUAUUCAAUCACGGUACCUCAAGUGGUGCAAUUAAGUUAACGGAAGAAAAGGUGCAACGCAAACCAUGUAAAGCGUGUCAUCGCUCCGACCACCGUUUGAGAUAUUGUGAAGAUUUUCGGAACAUGGCAUACAAUGAUCGAAUGGAUUUAGUAACAAAAUGGAAGCUGUGUAAUAUCUGCUUGAACGAUCACGGCAACGCUCCUUGCAAAUUCAAGAUUCGUUGCAAUGUUGGUAAUUGUCAGCAAAGACACAACCCACUGCUCCAUCCGCUAGAGAGUGUGGUCGGAAUAAAUGCGCAUAUCCAGGCGGCUAGUGCAGUCCUUUUUCGGAUGAUUCCUGUACGACUUCACUGCGGAGAGAAUAGCGUCACGACUCUAGCAUUUUUAGAUGAAGGCGCAUCUGUUACGCUGAUCGAGAACGAGCUAGCUAAUCGUUUGGGCCUGGUAGGAACUCCAGAGCAGCUUACUAUUACCUGGACUGCUGAUAUAACCCGCGAGGAGAAGGGUUCAAGGUGUAUGGAUGUAAUGGUGUCGGCUAUUGGCGGCGGAGAAAAGGUGUUAUUAAAUUCUGUCCGUACAGUGAAGAGUUUGCUUCUGCCAAAACAAUCCUUAGAUUCUUUCAAGAUUUCGCAACAAUACACUUACUUAAAAAAUCUUCCACUACUUUCCUACUCGGGUGCUAGGCCUGGGUUGUUAAUCGGACUCAAUAAUUUAGAUUCUUUCGCUCCGAUUGAAGUACGUAUGGGUGAUUCUGGUGAACCAGUUGCUGUACGUUGUAAAUUGGGAUGGACCGUCUAUGGGCCAAAGGGUAAUGGCUCCCCAGAUCGAAACGGUGUAUUAAGCUUCCACCAUAUUGUUAGCAAUGAGGCUCUGCACGACUUGCUGCGAUCGCAGUAUGUUUUGGAGGAGACGGUUGUGACUACUAAAAAAGAGACAAAGGAGGAUGAAAGGGCUUUGAAUAUUUUACGUCGAACGACUAGACGGGUGGGUGUCCAUUUCGAAACUGGACUGUUGUGGAAGAACAACGAGGUGAACUUUCCAGACAGUUGGCAGAUGGCGAUAAAAAGGAUGACUCAACUCGAGAAAAGAUUAGAAAGAAAUCCUGAGAUCUACGAGAAUGUCCGUAAACAAAUAGUAGAAUACCAACAGAAAGGGUAUGCCCAUUUAGCUACCCAGGAAGAGUUGUCUAAAAGUGAUCCCUCCAAGGUUUGGUAUUUACCGCUUAAUGUGGUACUCAAUCCCCGCAAGCCUGGAAAAAUCCGGCUGGUGUGGGACGCUGCUGCGACCGUAGAAGGAGUGUCUCUGAACUCGCAACUGCUCAAAGGUCCAGACAUGCUCACUCCAUUAGUAUCCGUUAUUGUUGGAUUCCGAGAACGCAGGGUUGCCUUCGGAGCGGAUGUCCGUGAGAUGUACCAUCAGCUGCGGAUCAUCGAAGGCGAUAAGCAAGCACAACGCUUUGUCUUUCGCGCGAAAAAGACCGAUCCUCCCAGUGUCUACGUUAUGGACGUUGCGACGUUUGGGUCGACAUGUUCACCAUGCUCGGCCCAAUUUGUGAAAAAUCUAAACGCUAAGGAGAAUGCCGACGAGUAUCCAGAGGCAGCAGCUGCAAUUCUCAAUCGACACUACGUCGAUGAUUAUUACGACAGUACCGACACCGUCGAAGAAGCAAUUCGGCGGGCCAGAGACGUGAAACUUGUUCACUCUAAAGGGGGAUUUGAGUUGAGAAAUUGGGUCUCCAAUUCCCCUGAAGUUCUUCGAAGUCUAGGAGAGGAGAAAGUCGUUCAGGCGAUCCACUUCGGUCGGGACAAGGAUACCGGCAACGAGAGAGUUCUGGGGAUAAUUUGGAAUCCUGACCAGGACACGUUUUCGUUUUCUGCAGAGCACCGUGAUCACCUGCGAGAGUACCUGAGUGGUAAUGAAAAGCCGACAAAAAGAAUUGUCCUAAGUUGCGUGAUGGGAUUUUUCGAUCCGUUAGGUCUUUUGGCACCAUUUACGAUCCACGGAAAGAUAUUGGUUCAGGAUCUGUGGCGCAGUGGCUCUUCAUGGGACGAAAAAGUGGAUGAUAUAUGCUGGACUAAGUGGAAACGGUGGGUCGAGUUACUUCCGGAGGUGGAAAGUAUUCGAAUUCCACGCUGCUAUUUUGGUGAUUCGAGAUGGUCAGCAGUUGAAUCACUAGAGUUGCAUAUGUUCACAGACGCAAGCGAAUAUGCUUACGGUUGCGUUGGCUAUUUGCGUGCAGUAAUUGAAGACACAGUAAAGUGCUGCUUAAUAAUGUCUCGUGCCAAAGUAGCACCACUGAAACGUCAGUCGGUUCCUCGAUUAGAGUUGAUGGCGGCGGUAUUGGGGGCUAGAAUGCUGCGGACGAUUAUCGACACUCACUCCAUAAAAUUUCAUCAUCACAUCAUGUGGACCGAUUCGCAAACUGUACGCAGCUGGAUUCGUUCCGACCAGCAUAAAUUUAAGCAAUUUGUUGCAUUUCGAGUUGGUGAAGUGUUGGAGUUAACUAAACCGACAGACUGGUACUGGAUUCCGUCUAAACUGAAUGCGGCAGAUGUUCUCACGAAGUGGGGAAAGCACUCUCCAUUGGAUAGCAGAAGUUUCUGGUUCACCGGUCCAGAAUUCUUAUACCAGUCCAAAGAAACCUGGCCGGCUCAACCGGAUUCAGUCGAGGAAACGAAUGAGGAAGUACGUGCAUUUGUUCUUCACCAUGGUGUGGCACCGAAGCAAAGUGUUAUCAAUAGCGAAAGAUUCUCUCGGUGGACGAAGCUACUCCGAAGUACGGCGAUGGUGUUGAGGUUCAUAGGUAACUGCAGGAGAAAGAAGAACGGUCAGCCACUACUGACAAUAAUGGCAACAGCUAACCAAGCAAAAUUGAUAAAAGUACGCCUGCCUGUCGUGCGUCGACCGUUGCAGCAAAACGAAUUGGCGCAGGCUGAAACUUUGCUGUGGAAGCUAGUACAACUUGAGAGUUUUCCGGAUGAAACAGCAGUUCUGUACAAUAAAAAACAGGGAGAGGUUCCUAGCAUUAGAAUAGGAAAAUCUAGCGUUCUCUACAAAUUAACACCUAUUGUAGAUGAAAACGGCGUGAUAAGAGUAGGUGGAAGAAUGGAAGCUUCGGAGGACUUGUCAUUCGACAAAAAGUAUCCAAUCAUUUUGGGCCGUAAUCAUGACAUUACUUCGUUGUUAAUACUACAUUAUCACGAAAGGUGCGCUCACGGCAAUCGGGAGACUGUCUGUAACGAACUUCGACAAAAAUUUCACAUACCAAAUCUGCGUACGGCAAUUAGACAAGCGGUGCGAGAGUGUAUGAAAUGUAAGGUGUGGCAUAGUCGUCCAAGAGCUCCGAAGAUGGCACCAUUACCGAUCCAGCGAAUUUCCCAGCAACUGCGUCCAUUCAGUGCCGUUGGAGUAGAUUUUUUGGGUCCGAUCGAAGUGACAAUCGGCAGUAGAAGAGUAGAAAAGCGGUGGGUAGCACUAUUUACGUGCUUGACAGUUAGAGCUAUCCACCUGGAAGUGGCGCAUUCUCUAUCGUCCCAAUCAUGCUUAAUGGCUAUUAGAAGGUUCAUAAAUCGGUUCGGGUGUCCAAACGAGUUCUUUUCCGACAACGGAACAAAUUUUAAAGGAGCGAGCAAAGAGUUAAUGGCAGAAAUAAAUCGCAUACAGAACGCCUGUGCCGAAGGAGUGACAAGUGUCGUAACGAAGUGGCACUUCAAUCCGCCCGGAGCGCCGCACAUGGGCGGCGUCUGGGAACGGAUGGUUCGAUCCGUCAAAGAAACUAUGGCGGCUUUAUGCGACGGAAGGAAGCUAACUGACGAGAUCCUGUUAACGACGUUGAGCCAAGCGGAAGAAAUAAUAAAUUCGCGUCCGUUGACCUACUUGCCACAGGAGUCAGCAGAAACAGAGGCCCUAACUCCUACACAUUUCUUGCGGGGAAUUGUUACCAAAGCAGACAUCAUGCUCGACGGUCAGGUGAACGCGGCUGAAGCACUCCGUGAUAAAUAUAAGCGGUCAUUAUACUUAGCCGAUCGAAUGUGGGAGCGGUGGUCGAAAGAGUACCUGCCCACAAUUAAUCACCGUUCAAAAUGGUUUGCCGAUCAAAAGGAUCUACAAGUUGGUGACUUGGUAUUCAUCUCCGAUGGCAAAAACAGGAAGAACUGGACGCGAGGAAUAGUGGAAGAGGUGUUUGCGGGUCGAGACGGAAGAAUUAGACAGGCGAACGUGAAGACAGCUGGAGGCGUUUAUAGGAGAGCUACUGCAAACUUGGCGGUGUUGGAAAUUGCUGAUGGUAAAUCCGGAAAGUCUGAUGAAACUAUACCGGAGUUACGGGCUGGGGAUUGUUGA